Molecule: messenger RNA, 1985 nt
Organism: Delphinapterus leucas (beluga whale)
Lineage: Eukaryota; Metazoa; Chordata; Mammalia; Artiodactyla; Monodontidae
Gene: DLX2
Product: distal-less homeobox 2
Biological process (GO): embryo development; negative regulation of transcription by RNA polymerase II; cell differentiation
Molecular function (GO): DNA-binding transcription factor activity, RNA polymerase II-specific; RNA polymerase II cis-regulatory region sequence-specific DNA binding
Source: RefSeq, a predicted model, not a curated record
UUCCGGAGCUCCAGAAGCCUUGUGGCUCGGCGCUUCUGAUUGGCCGUUGCUAGGUGACGUCGCCUGAGCUCACGUGACGAGUGUUAAAUGCCCACCCUGCGGGAGCCCGGCCCACAGACAAUCGUAAAGCCGCUCGGGGCUGCUCACCUGCUCCCACCUCCUCCCGGAGCCCUGGCCAGGCCCCGCCACCCCUGCCCCCUCCACUGCCCGCCCCGAGCCCGAGCCCGCGCUGGGCAAGGCGCCGAGCGGCCCGAGAGGCGGAGAGAGGAUGAGGCCGGAGGCAGCUGUCCCGAGCAGUGCACGGUGAUCGCCUCCCCCGGAGGAGGAGUUGCCUAGACCAUUGCCGCAUUUCUUGUUUUCCUCUCCCCUCCCCCACUGUAAUUACAUUGGCUGCUGGAGGGGACAGGGAGAGACGGAGGAGGCGCCUCGCAACCCCCCUCGCGCCCGCCACCCCUGCUCUUUCCCGUCCCGGGCCAGGAUGACUGGAGUCUUUGACAGUCUGGUGGCUGAUAUGCACUCGACCCAGAUCACGGCCUCUAGCACGUACCACCAGCAACAGCAGCCCCCGAGCGGCGGCGGCGCUGGCCCCGGCGGCAGCAACGGCAGCAGCCUCCACAAGCCUCAGGAGUCGCCCACACUCCCGGUGUCCACAGCUACCGACAGCAGCUACUACACCAACCAGCAACACCCGGCUGGCGGCGGCGGCGGCGGCGGCGGCGGCGCUGGGGGCUCGCCCUACGCGCACAUGGGUUCCUACCAGUACCACGCCAGCGGCCUCAACAACGUCCCUUAUUCAGCCAAGAGCGGCUACGACCUGGGCUACACCGCCGCCUACACCUCCUACGCGCCCUACGGGACCAGUUCGUCUCCGGCCAACAACGAACCUGAGAAAGAGGACCUCGAGCCUGAAAUCCGGAUAGUAAACGGGAAGCCAAAGAAAGUCCGGAAACCCCGAACCAUCUACUCUAGUUUCCAGCUGGCGGCUCUUCAGCGCCGUUUCCAAAAGACUCAGUACCUGGCACUGCCCGAGCGAGCUGAGCUGGCGGCGUCUCUGGGCCUCACCCAGACUCAGGUCAAAAUCUGGUUCCAGAACCGCCGAUCCAAGUUCAAGAAAAUGUGGAAGAGCGGUGAGAUCCCUUCGGAGCAGCACCCGGGGACCAGCGCCUCGCCACCUUGUGCUUCGCCGCCGGCCUCGGCGCCGACCUCCUGGGACUUCGGCGCGCCGCAGCGGAUGGGGGGCGGCGGCGGCCCGGGCAGCGGCGGCAGCGGCGCGGGCAGCUCCGGCUCCAGCCCGAGCAGCGCCGCCUCGGCUUUCCUGGGCAACUACCCGUGGUACCACCAGGCCUCGGGCUCCGCUUCGCACCUGCAGGCCGCUGCGCCGCUGCUGCACCCGGCGCAGACCCCGCAGCCGCACCACCACCACCACCAGCACCACCACGGCGGCGGGGGCGCCCCGGUGAGCGCCGGGACGAUUUUCUAACUCCCGGAGACUGCGCCAGAGACUGAGAGAGCAGGGACCAGUUAUCCUUACUGCUCAUCCCCAGAGCCAUAGGGUCCCUCCGGCUGGCCCGAUGAUGCCACCCGCCGCUCCCGGAGGUGGCGGCCCAGGAUGGCCUACCCCAGGGCCGGGGCCACCGCGCGGCCAGGGACUGGAAGGCGUCUUCUCGCGCCACGGGCUCCUCUCGGAGCAACCCGGCAUCCGCGGGAGAAACCCUGCCAAGGCCGCCUUUCCGACCUGAGCCCCGCCUCAGACUUGCCUCCCCUCCCCUCCCCUCCCCGCCCCGCCCGGCGAGGCAGUCCGGCGCCUUUUUCGCCCCGGGCCGCGAGCUGAGUCCCGAAGAGGGACGCCUGCCCCGCCCGCGAGGCUGCCUGGGCCCUCUGAGACUCCUUUCUCCUUGCCCGCCCCCAGGCUCAGCUCCUGUCCUCUGGGGUUAUUGACCUCCCGGUCCUGCCGGCCUGCCCUCCCCCCGCCCCGACCCCUUGAC